Molecule: messenger RNA, 1524 nt
Organism: Castor canadensis (American beaver)
Lineage: Eukaryota; Metazoa; Chordata; Mammalia; Rodentia; Castoridae
Source: RefSeq, a predicted model, not a curated record
AUGAGCUACAGUGGCACUCGGGUAGCAAACUUCUUCCAGCUGAUAGAGAGUUGCAGCCAACUCCUGUACACCCCAACCAUGGAGCCCCAGGUAGUCCAGUUCCCACUCGAGAAAGAAGAAACCCAGCAGGAUCCCGACACCCCCCAGCCUCCAGAAGACCUGCUGGAGUGUGUAGACGAGCCGACUAGCGGGCUGCUGUGGACCCCGGAGGCGGACGACCUGCCACUGGGCUGGGACUGCAAGCCUGAGUUUUGGGAAGAUGUUCUUACCCAUCAUCUGUGGCAGACUUUUACCGGGGUUCAUGAUCAGGAAGAGAAGCAGGAAAUGACAGAGCCUGUGUUGGGCCUGGAAAGCUUGGACCUAGAGCUGGGCGACUCAGAACCGGAGCUGUGCGCAGAAGAUGACAACUGUGAACCCAUGACCGCCAUCCUGGAUGAGCCCACCCAGCUUGAGGCUUCCCAAGAAAAAGAUGAUGCUCAGCCCUGUGAGGACCAGGAGCCCGCCCGAGGUGCCUUUUCAUUCCUGACUCUCCUAUCCUGGGACCCUGAGGAAUUUGAAGAGUUAGACGCAUCAAAUAGGCUGGACACCGCACCCUGGGAGGCCAAAAGGUUUGCCGUCCCACGCAAGCUGCAAAAGAUGCGUGUGCUGAUACACGGAGAGACGGUGCUGGCCACCGCGGUGAGCAGCUUCACGCGUCACGCGUUCACCUGCGGCAAGGUGGGCAUCAAGGUGUGGAGCCUGGUUAGCCAGGUGGCUGAGGACAGGCUCCCCGACAGCCACCUGCUGCCACGCAUACAGACCUGCGGGGCCUACCUGCGCUCCUGCUUGCUGACCUCCGACGACAGGACCCUGCUGGCAGGUGGCCAUAACAUGGCCAGCGUGAGCGUGUGGGACCUGUCUGCGCCCUCCCUGUACGUGAAGGACGAGCUGCCCUGCGAGGGUCUCUCCUGCCAGGCGCUGGCCGCCAAAGUGGACGAGAACUUGGCCUUGGGUGGCUUUACCGACGGGACCGUCAGGAUCUGGGACCUACGGGAUUGCAGCGUGGUCAGGGACAUCUCUGGACACCUGGAUGGUGCCAAGAGCAUCAUGAUCAAAGACCAAACCAUCUGGACUGGGGGUCUGGACGCCUGUCUGCGGGGCUGGGACCUGCGGACAGCCCGGGAGCCCCUGGAGUACACAUUUGAGUCUCAGAUCAUGAGCCUGUCCCAUAGUCCCCAGGAAGACUGGAUGUUGCUGGGCCUGGCCAACGGCCAGCACUGGCUGCAGCCCACCACGGGGGGCCAGGCACGCAUGGUGGGGAGUAAAGAUCACACCGUCCUCGGACUCAAGUUCUCCCCAUACGGCCAGUGGUGGGUGAGCGUCGGGAUGGACAGCCUGGUCACCGUCCACAGUACGCCCACAGGAGUAAGGGUCCUCGAGGUCCCUGAGAGCUCCUCCAUCCUGUGCUGUGAUGUGUCUUCUAACAACCGGCUGAUUGUCACGGGCUCCCAGGACCACGCCUCGGUCUACCAGAUCACCUAUUGA